Messenger RNA from Saccharomycopsis crataegensis, 255 nucleotides. RefSeq lists its product as uncharacterized. The transcript has a single exon. The coding region runs from base 1 to 255 and encodes 84 amino acids. NCBI's taxonomy places the organism in Eukaryota, Fungi, Ascomycota, Saccharomycetes, Ascoideales, Saccharomycopsidaceae. The record is from RefSeq and is a predicted model, not a curated record.
AUGAAGAAAAGAUGGGCAAGACAGUAUUACAAUCCAUCGUGGGUGCUUACUGCUGAAGAAACAGAAGUCCAACAAAAAGCUUACUUUGACCGUGUGGCUGCCACCCAGAGCUUGUUCAAGUUGUUCAAAUUGAACCAACCGGAAAAAGUUUUCCAUGAACUUACCAAUGAAAGAGUUAUUCCUCGUGGAUCUACCAGAAGUCUUGUGCCUGGUACAUACAUCGAUCCAGAAGAAGUGGGUGCUAGAAGGGAAUGA